This is a messenger RNA of Botrytis cinerea B05.10, 1676 nucleotides long. RefSeq lists its product as hypothetical. The transcript has a single exon. The coding region runs from base 751 to 1413 and encodes 220 amino acids. The record is from RefSeq and is a predicted model, not a curated record. NCBI's taxonomy places the organism in Eukaryota, Fungi, Ascomycota, Leotiomycetes, Helotiales, Sclerotiniaceae.
GAUCCUGAUAGCUAUGUCGACUGCCGCACUGCUAACCACCACCAUUGUAUCGUAACACCAGCUCCUGUGGGAACCUUGAGACCCAAAGAUCUCAAAUUUUGAGUAUCAAAGACACGAAGAAAACAUUACAGUGUUCAGGCAUGACGGAUACAUCAGACAGAUCUCCGCAAUGCUCGUGCUCUAUGAAGUUGACGGAAGCAUAUUGAAACCCCUGAAAUCACAAUCUGAAUUGCAACUCUCCGCUAAAGCCACCGCCUAUGUCUCUUUUCUCGACCACACGGUCGGAGAUUCGGAGUUAAAGCUUAAUGACCAGAGUUACCCAACAAAUUGUAUCUUUCGGCCGGCCAAAUAUCAUUAUUUCUAAAAAGCCUCCAGAUAAAUCCUAUCGCUACAUUCAUACUAGAAACUCCUGUAAAUAAGUCUAUCUCAAAGUCGAUAUCGUUCUCUACAGAUUUUCCUAUUACCUCCUCUGUUCAAACAAUCUUUUCCUAUACAUUCAUUCGCGAAGCGCAAUAUAUCCGGAAUCAACUAAUGGUUCCAAGUAUGUCGCAGUUCGUGAGUCUCCGAAAGGACCCGGUGAUGCCCGUCCCACAGCUUUUUAAAUCAUCGAAGAUGAGCAAGCCGAAAGAAACUUGGCCGGCAAAGUAAUUCUCAUUACUACUAGUUAUUCCUCGGGUCUAGGUGUCGAGACUGCACGCACACUCUUCAAAACAGACGCCACUCUUUAUCUCACAGCGCAAUAUUGGAAAGAUGAGAGCAGUAUUGAGCUAUAUUAUCGAUAGCCAACGCUUGCAUCUCAUCAGCCUCGAUAUAAGCUCUUUUAAUUCUGUACACGACUGUAUCAAGGAGUUCCAGUCUCAAAACAAGAAGCUCAAUAUGCUUAUCGAGAAUGCUAGUGUUUUGGCAUGUCUAGAGGGUCGAACAGUAGACAGCUUCGAAACCCAGUUUAUAACCAACUAUCUUGCGCAAUUCCUACUAUUCCAUCUUUUCAAACCGACUUUGCUAGCUUCAUUUACCACAAAGUUCAACUCUCGUGUUGUUCUUGUUUCCUCUUCAGCUCAUCGUAACUGGAGCGUACACUUCGAUAAUUUGAGUCUAGAAGGAGAGUACGAGCCUUGGAAGGCCUAUGUUCAAAGCAAGACAGCCCUUCUCUGGACCGCUGAUGAAAUCGAGAGACGCUAUGGGUCUAAGCGUCUUCGUGCUUUCUCUUUACAUCCCGGUGUAAUUAAGACCGAGUUACUCCGUCAUAUCUCAGCAGAACAACAAGCUACAUGGGCUAAAGAUGAAAUUUUGGCCACUUACUGGAAGACUCCAAAGCAAGGUGCGGCAACCACCGUAUGGGCAGCUGUGUCUAAGGAAUUAGAGGGAAAAGGAGGGAAAUAUCUGUACGACUGCCAGAUUGCUAGCCCAUGAAAUGAAGCAUCGGGCAUGUAUGGACCAGGCUAUGCCGCAUGGGCAUAUGAUGCAGAGAGCGCCAAGAAGCUAUGGACGAAGGUGUUAGAGAUCCUUAAGCUGGAGGACAACUAAGUUAGACCACCAUAUUUUUAGGUCAUCUCUGAGAUCAUAAUCGGUUUAAUAUUGAGUUUAAGGAACUAUGUAGAUAAAGAUCAUGAUACGUAUAUAGCUAAUACUUACUUAUAAGAGUAUCGUUUUGAAGUCAACAACUAUGUCUUCUG